CUGUGCCUUUGAACUCCAGCGCUCAAGAGCGCGCUAUAAAUAAAGUUAAGGGCCAAGCAGAGGGCGACGGAAGGAGUAUUGAGCUUGGCUGCGGGGCGGAAAGGACGAGGGUUUCCCGCUCUUUCUCCUUUAGCACCGGCCGCCGGCUCUCCGUGUGGAGCCAUGGCGUGCGUGAACAGAUGCCGCUGCUGCACGGACAGCCGAAGGCAGAGCAGUAUCCUCUACAACAUCCUGAAAAGCGAGGAACAGCAGCAGCAGCAGCAGCAGCACCGUCACGAGGAGCAUGAAAGCGGACAACACCCGGUGCCGCCGCCGCCGCCACUGCCACCCCCUCGGCAGCUCGGACACGCGGUGGGGCUCGGCUGCUCGUGCGGGGCGCAAAGGCGAGUGGCUCUCAAGAGCCCUCAGGCGGCGUGCAAGGCGGCUUCGGCCGUGCUGGUGAAGACGUUGCGCUUCGUCAAGAACGUGCCCUGCUUUCAGGAGCUGCCUCUGGACGAGCAGCUGGUGCUGGUGCGCAGCUGCUGGGCGCCGCUCCUCGUGCUGGGGCUGGCUCAGGAUCGCGUGCACCUCGAGACGGUGGAGACCACGGAGCCCAGCAUGCUGCACAGGAUACUGACCAACAAGCGGGGCGAGGAGGAGGAAGAGGAGGAGGAGGAGGAGCAGCAGCAGCACCUGCAGCAGCAACAACAGCAGCAACUCCUGCUGCUGCACAAGCGGCAAGAGCAGCUGGAGCCGACCUGUGGCGGCGGCGGCAGCGACAGCAGCCCCAGGCUACCGUCUGCGGGGGAGAUCCAAGCCAUCAAAGGCUUCUUGGCCAAGUGCUGGAGCUUGGACAUCAGCACCAAGGAGUACGCUUAUCUCAAGGGCACGGUGCUCUUCAAUCCGGAUCUGCCAGGGCUGCACUGUGUACAGUACAUCCAGGGAUUGCAGCAGGAAGCACAGCAAGCCCUAAAUGAACAUGUCAGACUGAUUCACAGAGGGGACCAGGCCAGAUUUGCCAAGCUGAAUGUGGCUCUGUCCAUGCUUAGGUCCAUUAAUGCCACUGUUGUUGCGGAACUCUUCUUUAGGCCCAUCAUUGGAACAGUAAAUAUGGAUGACAUGCUGUUGGAGAUGCUUUGUGCAAAAUUAUGAAGUUGUGCGAAUAUAAUGUAUAUGCUAGAAAAUUCCAGCAUGAAAAGUUCUGCUACAUAAUAGUGUAAAGUACUGUAAAAUAAACUAACUUAUUGUUUUUACAUAAAUAGUAUUUUUGUACUGAGUAACAAAUUUUUGAGUGCAUUCAAUUCUAUUAAAUACACAUAUCCUUCCAUUAUUAUAUUUGCAAAAUCUCUGUGUCCUCCCAGAAGUCCAAUCCUAUGAAGCUUCACUCAGAGGUAACCCUCAU
This is a messenger RNA of Pogona vitticeps (central bearded dragon), 1381 nucleotides long. It is a transcript of the gene NR0B1, whose product is annotated as nuclear receptor subfamily 0 group B member 1. Gene Ontology annotation, biological process: adrenal gland development; negative regulation of transcription by RNA polymerase II; male gonad development. Gene Ontology annotation, cellular component: cytoplasm; nucleus. The record is from RefSeq and is a predicted model, not a curated record. Lineage: Eukaryota; Metazoa; Chordata; Lepidosauria; Squamata; Agamidae. Gene Ontology annotation, molecular function: transcription corepressor activity; transcription factor binding.